Messenger RNA from Drosophila subpulchrella, 1046 nucleotides. RefSeq names its product antigen 5 like allergen Cul n 1. The coding region runs from base 163 to 951 and encodes 262 amino acids. The record is from RefSeq and is a predicted model, not a curated record. The transcript is spliced from 4 exons. NCBI's taxonomy places the organism in Eukaryota, Metazoa, Arthropoda, Insecta, Diptera, Drosophilidae.
CCCGAUCUCGGUUCUGUGAUCAUUCAAACGGAAACAUCCAAUAAAGACGGCCGCGGUUAUUGGCCAGAAUCUGAUUGAAAGUGCCAAGUCAAAAGUGAUAGAGGAUCCUUAUUUAGUUUAAAAUAUUUUUUCAAACCUAUUUUUAAAAGUAAAUUACAUAUUAUGUCGGCAUUGAUAUGUGGAACUACCUGCCUGGCCAUCUUCCAGCUGAUGCUGCAGUUGGUCCUGGCGGAGGAUUAUAGCUGGUGCGAUCCCACUUUGUGCCCGGAUGGGGUUAAACAUAUUGCUUGCCGAACCACAGGCCAAUUUGCCAGACGUUGCCAACCAGAUGCUGUCCAAGUGGAUAUAAAUCGUCACAAGGCAGACUUCCUGCAUGCCCACAACAAAAGGAGGAACUUCCUGGCCUUAGGAAAAGUUCCAGGGUAUUAUCCUGCCGCACGAAUGGCCACAAUGGUGUGGGAUGAUGAGCUGCAGUACCUGUCUAUGCUGAAUUCGCGCACCUGCAAACUGGACCACGAUGAUUGCCACAACACCUACCGAUAUGCAAACUCUGGACAGAAUCUCUGUGCCGUCUGGCGACCAAGGGAUCCUUAUGUGAAUGUCACCAGUUUGGUGGAGGAGUGCCUGGGUCUCUGGUUCAACGAAUACGAUCUGAUAGACAGCAGUUUUAUCGAUUCCUUCAAGGUCACAUCCCGUUUUGAGGACUACGGCCACUUUGCUGAGAUGAAUGUGGACAAGAACUUCGCGAUAGGCUGCUCCAUCAUGCGAUUCACACGUCCCGACUAUCCAUCCGUAUUUAUCUACAACUUCAUCUGCAACUAUGCUUCACUGUACGCCCUGGGAGCCCCUGUUUAUGAGACGGGUAGAGCGGCAUCUCGCUGCACCACGGGCAAAAGCCACUUCUAUCCAGGAUUGUGCUCCACCCGCGAGGUGUACGAUCCCAAUUGGUAAUGGUUAUCCUUCCCAGGGGGAUUCCAUCCACUCAGGUAAAACUGCCAAGAGUAUUUAGUAACCCUAAGCUUUAGAUCGAAGAUAAACCAAUAAAU